Messenger RNA from Panicum hallii, 1699 nucleotides. Its product is annotated as MEIOTIC F-BOX protein MOF-like. Bases 107 to 1552 code for a protein of 481 amino acids. The transcript is spliced from 4 exons. The record is from RefSeq and is a predicted model, not a curated record. Gene Ontology annotation, molecular function: protein binding. NCBI's taxonomy places the organism in Eukaryota, Viridiplantae, Streptophyta, Magnoliopsida, Poales, Poaceae.
AGGCACGGCAGCCUUCGGUAUUCUCACACAGGGAACUCCUCCUCCCCCUGCUGAAGCCUCUCCUCCCUCGCGCGGCAGGCGGAAUCCGCGGUUGCUCGGGCGAUCCAUGGAGCCUGCGGAGGCCGCGAGGAAGAGGGCCAGCCCGCGCCGCCCCCGCGGCGGCGGGGGCCCUGACCGGCUGAGCGCCCUGCCGGACUGCCUCCUCCACGUCAUCAUGUCCUCCCUCAAGGCUCGGCAGGCGGUGCAGACAUGCGUGCUGUCCAGGCGCUGGAGGGACCUCUGGCGCUCGGUGCCGUGCCUCGACGUCGACAUCGACGAGUUCAGGGCCAACACGGCGGCGCCCGAUUUCGACCACGACGCCGGCUCAGGCGGCAACAGCAUCCCUGACUCCAGCGACGACAGCUCUAGCUCUGACUACAGCAGCUCUAGCUGGGAGAGCGACGACAGCUCUGACUCCGGCCUUGGCUUUGACUCGUCCUCCUCCUCGGAUGACGACGACGACGGCAACAUCAAGGAGUGGGUGGAAUUCGAGGAUUUCACCGCGAACCUGAUGAGUCGUUGUAACAUUGCAGAGCUUGAUUCCUUCAGGCUGCACAUUGGCAGCCGCUGGGCACCUCCGUUUUGUUGUCUACAAGCACAAGGAUGGCUCCGCCGCGCAAUGAAAUACUGCAACCCGGAUCCUGCCAGUCCGCGCAAGGGAUUGAGCCCCAGUCCGUGGCGCCUCAAAAGGCUGCAUCUCUGCCAUAUGUUUCUGGGCGAUGGUUUUGCGAAGCAUGUUAGUUCAGUGUGCCGCAAUUUGGAGGAUUUGGAGCUGCACGAUUGCAAGUGUCAAAUCCAGUCAGUCACCUCCGACUCGCUGAAGACCCUGGUUCUGAAAAAUUGCAGUUGGCACAAUCUUUCUGAGAUUGCAUUGCCCACACUGAAGACACUGGUUAUUGAUGGUGGCGAAAACAUUUCUCACUGUGUGCUGGUUAUCUUGACCCCUGCUGUUGCUUCUCUGCACCUGGCUGUGAGAGUUGACCACUUUUAUGGUGGUAUUUCAACGAAUCAGAUGCCAUCCCUUGUCAAGGCUUCAAUUCAUCUACAAGGUCACAGAUAUAGUUUACCCAAUAAUAAACUUGGUGGCGAUCAGUUCAAGCUUCUUUGUAGUAUCUCUAACGCGACAAGUUUAGAGUUGUCUGGUGUUGGAAAGAGGGUACUUGGUAAGAAACCAACAUUCCAAGAAUUCAUGAACCUGAGGAACUUAUUGCUGGACGAGUGUGAUCUCAGGAACGACUUCCGAACAUUAGGAUUCUUUCUUCAGAGUUCGCCUAAUCUGGAGAAGCUCACUCUGCGGCACUGCAAGUUCCCAAAUUACCCUAAGAAAAAGAAAGGAGAGCCCAAACUCAACAAGACCUCAUCUUCUGAGUUCCGUGGCCUGGAUUUCAUGUGUGAGAACCUCAAGGUUGAAAUCAUAUGUUCCAAUAGUGAUGCCCGCGAACUCGUCAAGGUUCUGCUGCACGCUUCAGGGAAUCUGUCGAUGAAGAACAUUAAAUUCACCAUAGUGAAUUAGGUUAUUGUUAGUCCAGGGAUCCAGGCAUUCUAUGUGGUUCAUGUGGAUUAUGCAGGCAUAUUACUUUUGGCUCAUAUCUAGGUGAUGCAGGCCUUUGCUCUAUUGACUACAUAUGCUAUUAGUUUUUACUCUGUUUCUUUGCUUUAA